Phycodurus eques (leafy seadragon) is the source of this 1933-nucleotide messenger RNA. RefSeq names its product C2 calcium dependent domain containing 4A (gene c2cd4a). The transcript has 3 exons. Lineage: Eukaryota; Metazoa; Chordata; Actinopteri; Syngnathiformes; Syngnathidae. The coding region runs from base 611 to 1933 and encodes 440 amino acids. The record is from RefSeq and is a predicted model, not a curated record.
UACCACAACCUUACACUGGCAAAAUGUCAGCUGCGAUCAACACAGCAUCCAGGUCAAGUCCAAGUUAGUAAACCGUGACACAUUUCUUGUGCAGGGCAGCGAGGAUGCUGAGGGCUGCAAGCCCCGUUUUGUCCGUACCGACGACUGACGACACUUGCAAAUGCGACGAGAAAACAAGUAGGUCACUCAUACUCCUCUUAGCACGCGGUGCCAAAAGCGGACGGUCCUCCAGUUUGGUGGAGAAACCCACUUGAGGGGCUUCGCGAUUCUAAUGGAGCGAUGUUAGAUCCAAAGCGAGAGCGCGCUUGGGAGCAGUGAAGUGAGCCAUUAAAAGCCCGCUCCGCACGGGGAGAGGUCGUCUGCAGGCGCUCAAAUGUGCUGCAUAAAAAAAAAAUAAAAAAAUAAAAAAUAAAAAAAAAAGAACAACGCACCGGACCCCUCCGAUCGGAGCCGUCCACGGAAUCGAGUUAAGACCCAGAGGUUCAAAAUCGCCGUUUGCAGAUUUCUCACUACACUUUGACCUUUUAUCUGGAGCUUUUGCUCAAUCCUGCCCAGGGAAAUCUGUAUCUUAAUAAAACAAGAGCCUUUCCAGAAUUCUGCUAGCACAUCUAUGUGGCUGGUGGAGAAGAUCUGUGUGUCAAUGGAGAGCUCCAUCCUGCCCAUGUCAUCAUCAGAAUUCAGCUUCAAGAUCGGUGACGUCAUGUUCGGGGAAAAAUCGAACAAACACAAAAGAAUUUCCCUCUUCCCUAAUGUCAUCACCCCUGACAACAUCCCAGAGUUCUGCAUCCCGCCAACCAUUCCUUCCCCGCCGGACCUAAAGAAUACGGACCACAGCCGAGCUGUUCGUGUUGCCAAAGCGAACCUCUGCGAAAAGGUAGAGGUGGUGCAUCAUGAGCUCCUGAACCCGCAUAUUAUCCAGGUGGAGAGCGUGGAUGAGGGCCCCUGCAGUGAUGAGGAGACAACAAACGCUGAUCCUCAAAGCCAGGCUGCCUUGUCCCUCCCCCAUUUGGCCAAAGCUCAGACCUGCUACGGCUUCUGCACCUUACUGGAGAGCCCACACACCAGGAGGAAGGAGUCCCUUUUCCACUCCGAUCCAAGUUCCUCUCCCCUGCUGCUCCCCAGGAGCCGAUCCGCCACCUGCUCUAAAGUCACCUCACCCUCCUUGUCGUCGCCUUCCUCCGUUAGUCUCAACAGUCUCACAUCCAGACGUUCCCCGAGAGGACACAAUGUCAACUGGCAGGGGGCUCUGGACAGCGAUACCUCCUCUACCGAGUCGUCUCCUUUCAGUUCGCCCCUUCUGACCAGAUGCCCCACCAAGUCGUCCCUCUUCAAGGCACUGAGCCAUGAACUGCUGCUAUCGAAGAACAUAAGGAAGGCCAUGGUGUCCAGGAAUAAUUCCCUCUCCACAGAUGAAGGCAGCUCGACUGACAACAGUCCCAACGUGAUGAGGAGGACGUCAGAGGGCUUAGCUGAGGGCCUCCCCAGCUGUUAUAGCCUGGCACCCCCAACUAUCUUCCCCAUGGAUUUGACCCUGCACAGGGAGCGGGUCAUGAAAGAGAAAAAUGUGCCGAUAGGGAAGGACGGCUGCCUGAGACUCUCCGCAGAGUACUGCCCAGACAACCAAAGACUGAGGGUCCGACUGAUCAGUGCAGAGGGGCUGUACCCUCUGUCCGUAGACCCCAAGAUUAUUAACUGCAGUGUCAGCAUCUCAAUGGCUCCGGGGAAAGUCCAGAAGCAGCGCAGCACCGUCAUCCGAAAAAGCCGCAAUCCCAUCUUCAAUGAAGAUUUCUUUUUCGAUGGCAUCUCAGAGGAAGACCUGAAUAUGCGCUCCCUUCGCUUUAAAGUGGUCAACAAAAUGUCCACCCUCAAAAGAGACUAUCUGCUGGGUAGCAGUGAUCUGCCUCUUAGUACCAUUGUCAGCUUAAGCCAUUAG